AUGCAGCAUAAUCGAAAACCUCAUCAUCAUCAUCGAAAACAUUCUUUGGGUUACACAACGAAUAAAGAAAAGCACAUUAAGAAUUCCAUUUCGGUAUCAUAUUUUCUGAAAUUGCCUUUUAAUUGCCUCAAGACUAUCUCAGAUGAGGGAAAACACGCAAGAAAUGACCAUUCAACUGAAUACAAACAUAUCUCCAUGCACAUAAGUAUUCUGUUGAUGAUCUGGAAAAGGUCAAGUAGCAACCACAUAAUUUCUUUCGUGGGAGUUGAAAAAGCAUUCAAGAGAAGAAAGUUUUUAGGCUUACGAGUUGUGCUAGGCAUGGCCUUACUUCGUCUUAUGAAAAUAAGAGAAAAAAAACAACAACUUUUCACAUCUUUUUCCCUUCCAUCGCACACGACAAAGCAGGAACAAAAAGAAAAGAUUAAGCGUAAGUAA
Molecule: messenger RNA, 435 nt
Organism: Clunio marinus
Lineage: Eukaryota; Metazoa; Arthropoda; Insecta; Diptera; Chironomidae
Source: the annotation of a GenBank genome assembly